Molecule: messenger RNA, 586 nt
Organism: Lagopus leucura (white-tailed ptarmigan)
Lineage: Eukaryota; Metazoa; Chordata; Aves; Galliformes; Phasianidae
Gene: POLD4
Product: DNA polymerase delta 4, accessory subunit
Exons: 4
Coding region: 76-483 (135 amino acids)
Biological process (GO): DNA synthesis involved in DNA repair; DNA-templated DNA replication
Cellular component (GO): delta DNA polymerase complex
Molecular function (GO): DNA-directed DNA polymerase activity
Source: RefSeq, a predicted model, not a curated record
UGCCCACGGGACGACAGCGGCGGGAGGGCGGCCGGGCGGCGCUGCCGGACGGGGACGGGAAAUCGACGGGGGGCUAUGGAGCGCGCCGGACGGAUCACCGACAGCUUCCCGCGGCGGCACCGCGCGCAGACACGCGCCGGCGGCAAAGAGCGGAGCGGAGCGCGGCGGCGGCGCGGCGGAGAGGGGCGCCACCGGGUGGUCCCGCCGGCCCCGGCCCCGCCGACACCCCCCCACCCCGCGCAGGACGACGCCCGGGACCCCUCUGCCCCGCCGCGAGAGGCCCCGCGUGAGCUGCUGGAGAUGUUGCGCCGCUUCGAUCUGGCCUGGGAGUACGGGCCGUGCACCGGCAUCACCCGGCUGCAGCGCUGGGAGCGGGCGCGGGCUCUGGGACUCAACCCGCCGGCCACGAUCCGCGACGCCCUCCUGGAGCACCGCGACGACCCUGCCGUCACGUACAGCCUGUGGCACGAGUACGGUCUGUGAGCGGACGGCAAGACGGCGGCUCCGGUACGACGCCGAGGUCCCGGUACGCAGCGCCGCAGCCCGGGCGGCCGCUGCUGGGUGAAUAAAGCAGUGAGUGCGCUAA